GUUUGUGUUUUUUGAUUUGUCGUCUGUCGUGUGAAAUUUGGAGGCAAAGCAUCUAAUUUUUGAGAGAUUUAUUUGUCAAGAUAUUUAUUUAAUUUGCCAGAUAAACAAGACUUUAACUGGAAUUUUAAUGUUUAUUUAAUCUUUACAUAGGUUUUUAGUGGUAUGUCUUCCAUUAUUAAGUGUGCUUAUUAGAACCAAAUUCAUGGACGGUUUUAUAGGUUCUUGGUCUUAAUAUUUUGAAUUUCGAAGUAGCCUCAUAAAUUAUCUUCUGGUGGAUGAAUAAUCUGCAAAAUGUCGGGUGAUUCUACUUUUGGCAUUUCUAAUACAGAAGCUGCACUUUCCUCAUCUAAUAAUUCAGAUGAAGCGGACGGAAGCGUUGACGAUCUGUCGCAGAAGACCAAUUCACAGUCAGACCUGUCGGCGGCCGAGGUAGCGAAAUGGAGAGCGGAUAAUGAAAAACGGGUGAAUAAUCUGUUAGCGACCUUGUGGGACAGUAGUUUGGACCAGUCUGUGCCCGAAUGGACGGGCAACAGUCGCGCGUCAAGAUGGCGGCAACCGAGGAACCAAGAUGGCGACGGUGCGGCGAGGUCGAGCGAGCACUUCAACUUGCCCGAGAACGAUUCGAUCGACGCCGUUGAAGAGGAAAUACGCAGUCGUCGACGACCGUUCUCGAACGGCCAACGACGGAAAUCGUCGGCUGCCGACGUGGCCGCUGCGUAUAACGACAACACAACGGACGACGAAAACGUGUAUAAGAAACCGCUCCCGUUCGCCCAACGUCGGCAGACCGCUAGGAAACCGUCAGUUCCCGAUCCGAAUGCUUUCAACGAAACGCACAGUUCCGUAGAGGAGGAGAGACCAGUGAGGCGGACUAGAGGAGGCUUUUCAAAACGACCCAAGUCGAUUCCCAAUCCGGAGUUCUUCGAUUCGGCUACCAUGGAUGAGUCGGUGGUGGUCAAGGCCAAACCUAAGAGGUUCACGAGAUCUGCCAGGCAGGUGACAGAGGCUAAUAUGAAAGCGUUUGAGGUAUCCGAUGACGAAGAGGAAGAUGUUGGAGGAGAAGAUGAGAGAGAAAAGAAACUAGAGGGGCAGAAGAUAAUAAGGAAGGCAAUAGAGCAACAGAAACAAGAGAAGGAGGAGAAGAUAGAGAAGGAAAAGGAACCACAGAAGAAGACAAGGGAAAAGAAAAUGCAGAACUAGAGGAAGGGAGUGAAUUGGAAGAGGAAGGUAGGGUUGAUAAAGCCGGAGAG
Molecule: messenger RNA, 1250 nt
Organism: Nilaparvata lugens (brown planthopper)
Lineage: Eukaryota; Metazoa; Arthropoda; Insecta; Hemiptera; Delphacidae
Exons: 3
Coding region: 292-1200 (302 amino acids)
Source: RefSeq, a predicted model, not a curated record